This is a messenger RNA of Triticum aestivum (bread wheat), 381 nucleotides long. RefSeq names its product 50S ribosomal protein L11, chloroplastic-like. The coding region runs from base 1 to 381 and encodes 126 amino acids. Gene Ontology annotation, molecular function: large ribosomal subunit rRNA binding; structural constituent of ribosome. The transcript is spliced from 3 exons. Gene Ontology annotation, cellular component: cytosolic large ribosomal subunit; ribosome. Lineage: Eukaryota; Viridiplantae; Streptophyta; Magnoliopsida; Poales; Poaceae. Gene Ontology annotation, biological process: translation. The record is from RefSeq and is a predicted model, not a curated record.
AUGACCAUAUGUAUCAAGAAUGUUGAGGAUAAGGAUGCGUGUGGCAUUGCAUCUUUGCAGGAUAAGAGCUUCACCUUUAUCUUGAAGACACCUCCUGCCUCAGUACUGCUCCUCAAGGCUGCAGUUUAUCUUAGGCUUUAUAGCUGCUCAGUGAACUACAUGGUUCCUUAUCUCCAUUUUAUUAAUUCUGAUUCCCAAGCAUCGAAAAAGGCUCAAAGGAGCCACAGCGACCAAGUACGCACGAUCGCCCAGGAGAAGUUGCCUGACUUGAACUGCAAAACCAUCAAGUCCGCCAUGAGAAUCAUAGCGGGCACUGCCGCUAACAUGGGCAUCGAUGUUGACCCGCCGAUCCUCGUGAAGAAGAGAAGGUGGUCGAAUUGA